AGUACGGUUUGAAUGGGUUUUAAAAUUUUAGGACACCACAUAUCACUGAUGAACAAAUUGAAAUGGUGCAAGCGAGCUGGUGUGCUGCAGAACGAGGUAACAUUUCAUGGAGUUUGAGGAACAUCCUCUUGUGUGCUGUCAAACUUCAGGACUCUCGCCACACAUCAGCCCAGGCACUCUUCCAGGUACUUUCAGGAACCCACAGUCUUUCUGUGAACUGCAGAUCACGUUUGUUUUGCAUCGCGAGGGACCAACUCAAUGAAGACUCCAGGACAAAGUGUUCGCGAAGACAACACCGAUUUUUAAAGUAACAAGCUCAGCGCAAAGUUCGCUACCCCCGCCAUGGGCGUACCGAGAGGGGUGCAAGAAGUGACGGGGGAGCGUUGCUUUCUCCUUCUCCCCCCUGGAUCUCCAAGGUCACAUGUGCAAAUUGCCUUCUUUGCUCACAGUUCAUGAUUUAUGCUCAGAUAUCAUGUGAACAUCCAUGUGAACCUUACCCCCUCACCCGCCAGAUCCGCUGCGUAUAAGUUUGAGUUGUCGCCAUAUAUGGGUUGUCCUCCUAUAUUAACUCUAUGAGUUGACCGCUUUGCUGGCUUUGCCCCCCCUCUCCUUGGAAACACUUUGCACCCCCAACCCCCCUGGAAAAAAUCUUGCGAACGCCUAUAAUCCCUACAAAAAAAGAGAAAAGAACGGCGUUUCAAAAUCAGCAACACAGCAACGAUCAAACAUCCGGUGAGUUGGCUAGUAGUAGUCGCUAAACAAGCCUGCACUCAAAUCUCAAAUCAAACAACCGGAAGCAACCAAACAAGUCGUAGUAGUAGGUAGUAGUAGUCGUAGGACAAACAUUUUAAUGUGUACUUCCAAAAAACGUGUAUAGAUGGCGCCACGUGUUCUAGUGUAUUUUUGUUUGGUUUAUUUUCUCUUUCUCCAACGUCACCGAAUCGCUCGGUUCCCUCCUCCUCUAAGCCACCUGCCACACAGUGAACAAAACUUCUGCAUACCUUGUCGGGCCGUGCCGUUGGUAACCGUGGUUACUGUUGUGUUGGCUAUGAUGUUACGUCGCAAAAGAUCGUGAUUUUCUCUCUGGUGUUGUGGUGUGGAUAUCAGAACGUAAUGUGACAUUGCACACUUCGGAUUUCCUUUGCGCGACAUGAGCGGUCUGGCGUACAGUCUACUGAGCUCAGUGCUCUUAGCAUUGACGCUACGGCUGCCAGAACCUGCCUCCGGCCAGUCCCAAUCCGAAGGCUAUUUCGAUGGGACAUCCUACGCCAUCCUCAACGGGUCCAUCUCCUUCACAUCCCCAGUCACCCUGGCCUUCAGGACGUGCAGACACGGCGUCCUGCUGUUCCAGUCAGACUCUUCGGGGGACUCCGUUGCCUUUUCCGUUCUCCCAAGCGGUGUAUUUGAGCUACGGUGGAGCAUAAGGUCACGCGAAGACUCCGUGCACAUCGGAGCCAAUCACAGAGACAAUCGUUGGCACAGUGUGGCGCUCUUUCGGCGUCUUGGGGCCUUGCAGCUCCGUGUGGACCGCAAAACUGUUCUUGUGGCGAGCAGGACGUUCAGGUCGUACCUUCUAAAUGUGACCUUGCCUUCAGAUAGGGUGUGGGUGGGGUCGAACUUUACGGGAUGCAUCCAGGAAGGUGCGUCCGUAGUUCUCAGUGGUGCUGAUGUGCAAUCUUCUGGAGUGCGGUGGGGUAGCUGUCUUUUACCGGACCUCGGACAUUGUGAUGGCUAUGACAGUGACCCCUGUUUCAGCCAUGUCUGCCAGCAUUCUGGAGUUUGUACUCUUGUUGGUGGAAAACCAAAGUGCCUUUGCAUGUCCAGAUACAAUGGGGAGUACUGCCAACAUGACACGGGUUCAUUAUGCAACAGACCUGAUCAUCCACAGUGUCAGAAUGGUGGCACUUGUCAAGAAGACCACUUGGGAAACUCUACGAGUUGCUCUUGUCUACCAAAGUACAUGGGGCCCUUAUGUGAGACCUUCUUCGAAAACAUCCACUGUGAUCCCAAUCCUUGCCAGAACGGAGGGUCCUGUGUUUCAAAUCACCAGACGCGGAGCUACUCAUGCAAUUGCCCCAGUGGGUUUGCUGGAUUACGCUGUGAGCUGAACAUCAACGAGUGUCAGUCAUCGCCGUGCAAGAAUAAUGGGAGCUGUACCGACGAAGUCGACGGAUAUUCGUGCGAUUGUCAUGGCACAGGUUACACUGGCCACAACUGCGAGACUAACAUAAAUGAAUGUGCACAGCAGAAUCCUUGCUUUGGCGCCAGUGUUUGCUUCGAUCGAUACGGUGGCUACGAGUGCAUUUGCGAGCAAGGCUACGAAGGCAUCAACUGCGACCAGAAGAUAAACGAGUGUGUAUCCCAGCCGUGUAUGAAUGGGGGUACCUGCGUCGAAGGCCUCGGUCAACAUAUCUGCCGUUGCCCCGUGGGAUUCUCCGGUGCAAAUUGCGAAGUGAAUAUAGAUGACUGUGAAGGGGUGGCUUGCCCAAGGAAUUCCGAGUGCGUCGACAGCGUAAACCAGCACCGCUGUAUCUGCAGCCCGGGCUACAUUGGGAGCCCACCACAGUGUCUUCGAGCAACAAACUGUGCACUGAACCCGUGCAAAAACGGUGCAAAGUGUGAACAGAACCUAAAUGAAGGGUACACCUGUGUGUGUAUGCAAGGGUUCUCAGGUGAUCACUGUGAGAACAACGUAGACGAGUGUGCUUCCAGCCCAUGCUUGAAUGGUGCAACGUGUACAGACGAAAGAGGGCACUAUCUGUGCCACUGCCUACCAGGGUACUCUGGUGUCCACUGUGAGGUUGAUGACAAUGAAUGUGCUUCCGGUCCUUGCCUGCAUGGAGCAAAUUGCACAGACUUGGUGAGCGACUACCUAUGCACAUGUCCAAUGGGUUGGGAUGGAAAGAGAUGCGAGAAAAAUGUGGACGAUUGUGUCCUGCAGCCGUGUUACCAUGGCCACUGUGUGGAUGGCGUUGGCCGCUUCACUUGUGAUUGCACUCCUGGAUACACAGGACGUCUUUGCGAGAGCAACAUCGACGACUGUGACCCAAACCCAUGUUUGAACGGCGGAAGGUGCGUGGAUGGGCUCCGCGAUUAUCACUGCGAGUGUGGCAGUCUCUUCAUGGGACACAACUGCGAAGAACAGUUCGAUGCCUGCCACUCUGGCCCUUGCCAGAAUGGGGCCACAUGCAGCUCUUUGAAGCCAUCAGCCAACUUUACAUGCAGCUGCCCACCUGGUUUUACCGGUGCCACCUGCGAGACAAACAUCAAUGAGUGCGACGGCGUGACGUGUGCUCCAAAGUUUACUUGUGUGGACCUCAUCAAUGGCUACGAGUGCAGGUGUCCACCUGGAUUUACUGGCUCUGACUGCAGCACCGAAGUAAAUGAAUGUGCAAGCAAUCCCUGCAUGAAUGGCACUUGUCUGGAUGACCCAAGUGGCUAUCGCUGUGUCUGCCACCCUGGGUACACGGGGGAACGUUGUGACAGAGAUGUGGAUGAAUGUGAAAAUGAAGUGUGCAAAUUUGGAAGCCUCUGUCAGAACACAGUUGGAUCGUACCAGUGCUUUUGCCGCCCAGGGUACACGGGAACAAACUGCCAUAUAGAGGUAAAUGAGUGCCUGUCUCAGCCAUGCCAAAAUGGUGGAACAUGCAAGGAGGGUGUCAAUCACUACCACUGCCUGUGUACACCAGGUUAUACUGGUGUGAAUUGCGAAGAAGAUAUUGAUGAGUGUGCAUCUCAGCCUUGCAUGAAUGGUGCAACAUGUGUGGAUGCUGUGAACCAGUACAAGUGCAUCUGUCAACCUGGCUACACUGGAGUGCAAUGUGAAACAGACAUUGAUGAAUGUGAAUCUGUGCCGUGUCUCAACUCUGGUGCUUGCAUAGACCUGGUCAAUGGCUACCAUUGCAACUGCAGCAAUACCGGCUUCACAGGGAGCCACUGCGAGCACAACAUCAACGACUGUGAACCGAAUCCCUGCACUCACGGAUCGACCUGUCGAGACGGCGUCAAGGACUUCACGUGUCUCUGCCACCCCGGAUACGAGGGAAAGACCUGCCACAUCGAUAUUCCCGAGUGCGACGACUCCCCGUGCCAGAACGGGGCACCGUGCUUCGAACGCUCCAACAGUUCGCUCUACCAGGUCAACCACCUCGGAUUAUUUCCCCGCUUCAGCUAUGAAACUGCGGGAGGAUACGUUUGCGUCUGCCCUACUGGCUUCAACGGAACAGACUGCGAGAACAACAUCGACGACUGCGCGGGAAACGACUGCCAUCACGGGGACUGUGUGGAUCUGAUCAACGCGUACCGCUGCGACUGCCACCCCGGAUACGAACGAGCCGACUGUAGCCACGAGAUUAACGAGUGCUAUCGGUACAAGCCGUGCCACAACGGCGCUGUCUGCUUCGACAAGGUUGCCGACUAUGAGUGUGACUGCCCGGCUGAUUACGGCGACAAGAACUGCACGACCCUUCUGCUUGGUUGCAGAAGUAGCCAGUGUCAAAAUGGUGCCAAAUGUGAACCCUAUCUAAACGACAUGGGGCAGCAUAGGUACCGGUGUCACUGCGAGCCCGGGUACUUCGGAACGCACUGCGACAUAACGACGACGGUGUCGUUCGUAGAGAGCAGUUUCUGGAACGUGAGUUAUGCCCAGGAAGCCAGGUUGGACCAUGAAUUGAAGUUGAGGUUUCGUACGACGCUUCGUAGCGUGCGUCUAGCGACGCUCCAUCUGAGCGGAGGGUCUACCGUGGUACUCACACUGCAACACGGAGUCUUGAUCUUGUAUGUCAAGAGAGGCAGUGGCCUACAGUCGCUGCUGAGUGUUGGAGAAACCCUGAACGAUUCCGAGUGGAAGGAUGUCACACUGAAGCUGUCUCCUCGUGUUGCUCAUCUGAACGUGUCUGGUGAACAUAGAACAGUGGAUUAUACUCAUCCAGGUUUUGAAAUCACUGUCUUGUCCGUCACAUUUGGAAGGAGCGGCGAUGUAGAAGAUCUGCCUGCUGGUUAUGUUGGUUGCAUUCAGGAUGUUUCGCUCAACGGAGUGCUGAUGGUGCCGGGUGAGCAAAUGGCAUCCCAGCAGGACGUGACGGAGGGCUGCCCGAGAGAAGAACAGUGUGUUCCAAGUUCCUGCAGCAAUACAGGACAGUGUAUUGACAAGUGGCAUUACUAUGUGUGUCAGUGCAGUCGGCCCUACUAUGGAGAAAGGUGCAGCAAAAGCUAUCCAGCAGCAACGUAUGGGCAUCAGAAGAGCAUAAGCUGGACAAAAUUGAGCGUUCGGAAAAUGCACCAAGAGAUGCUGCGCCAGUCCUUGAACAUCAGCUUUUUCUUCCGAACACGCAAAGAAACUGGGCUUUUGUUCUAUCUGGGGACGGACCCAAGUCAGAACUCGGUCCCGCUGUCGUGGGACGGAAGAGAAUCCUACAGCUUCGUGGCUGCAUUGAUCGAGAGCCACGCGAUCAAGGUCAUCUUGAAAGUGAACACUGCGACGUCCCCUGUUCUGGUGGAGGUCCCUGGGACAUUUAACGAUGGAGAGCUUCAUUUUGUUCAGGUAACUCGCAACUUGUCUGAACUGCACGUGUUGGUUGACAACAGCAUGAAGAAGAAUCGUGUUCCUGACGGAGACUUGACCGCGGAAGUUAUGUACCUGGGCUGGAUUCCGAUGCAUAAUCCCACACGAAAGAAACGCCAAACCACGUCUAUACUUUCGGGACACGUUGCAGACUCCUUUGGAAAUGUUGCCCACUUCAAGGGCGUUCUUCAAGAUUUCAGGAUGAGCGGAAGGCAUGUCAAUCUGCUUACUGACAUUGGAAAUGCUACGGAUGAUGCAAUGUACAGCGGUCCGGAAGUUGCCGUGCCCGUAGAAAGCCACGAUGUCCUCAAUGGCAUCCAGAGCGAUAAUGACUGUUUGAGCGGCCCAUGCAUGAAUGGGGGAACGUGCAAAGAUUUGUGGAACAAAUACAUGUGCGAAUGCACUCCAGAGUAUAGAGGCGAACACUGCAGUGACUUGAAGCCGUGUGCCGAAAAUCACUGCCCAGAUGAGAGUGCGUGUCGUGAUUUGGAGAAUGGCUAUGAAUGUGUUGCGCCGGCAGCAUUCAGUGGAAACGACAGCAGUACGUUUCACUACAAAGCAAGCCUCCAGACAAACACUACCAUUGACAAAAUCACCUUUCAAUAUCGGUCGAGAACUCCGGGAACGAUCCUCUACCUGUCAGAUGGAGAACAGACGUUCUCUGUAGGACUGACACAUUCUCACCUGACGGUCACGUGGAUCCUGGACGAAUUUCUACCCGCCCCUAAACUACUGCAGUUUGGUGAAAACGUCGUAGACGGCAACUGGCACAGCGUUGAGAUCAUAAUUUCAAAUUCUUCAGUUAAAGCGAGGCUACAGGGUCAAGAUUACAAGGAGACUGAGGAGUUUAGUACGGCGUCCGUCAAGGACCUGGUUACCGGUGGUGCGACCUACCUCGGCUCUGCUCCGAAUGGAAGCGAGAGCUUCAAAGGUUGCAUGAAUGACGUUCGCCUCGGCGACAUCCUGCUGCCAUUUUUCCUCCCCGAGAAACUUGACAACAGUAAGGAACUGGACAGGUUCGAGUUGCUUGGGGAGAACGAACCACGUUUGGGAUGCAUUUUGUGCUGGAAUGAAGACUGCCACAAUGGAGGGCAGUGUGCAAAUGAGACAGACUCCUAUUUGUGCAGCUGCCCGUCGACCUUUGAGGGGGAUUAUUGUGAGAACGAUCUCGAUGAGUGCCUAGAAGAUGACAAGUGCCUUAACGGAGGUGAAUGUGUGAACCUGGUGGGCAGUUUUGAGUGCCAUUGCCAUCUGGGAUUUACUGGCACACAGUGUGGCGACAGGAUAUAUUACUGCGAUGCAUCACCAUGUGAAAAUAGUGCAACCUGCCAAGACAACGAUCCAGGGAAUUAUUCAUGCAGCUGCACCGAAGAGUUUGAAGGCCAAAACUGCACAGAACGAAAAAUAAUAUCCUGCGCUCAGCAGCCAUGUCAAAACGGUCGACCGUGCUACGAGAGGGAGCCCUUGGGAAGAAUUGCGUACGAGUGUGACUGCGGUCUAGCGUAUGAAGGCCUGAACUGUGAACACGAAAAGGACUUCUGCAAGAGCCAACCUUGCCAGAAUGGAGCAAACUGUUCAAGCACUGCUCUGGAGGCCACCUAUAAGUGCGACUGUGCUUUAGGAUACAGGGGCAGGACAUGCGGAGAGAUCAUCGACUAUUGCGAAGACCUUCAGGAAGCUUGCAAGAACGGUGGACGGUGCGAGAGCUAUGUCGGAGGGUACGAGUGUGACUGUGUUGGAACGGGAUAUCAGGGACCGUACUGUGAUGUUGACAUCAACGAGUGUGAAGAUUCACCGUGCCUAAACAAUGGGUCUUGCGCCAACCUCGAAGGCUCCUAUGAGUGUAGCUGUGUGGCAGAAUUCUUUGGUAGGGACUGUCACUUGAAUAACACUUGCUUCUACGAGCAGCCCUGCGCGAAUGGGGCCCAUUGUACGCCACUGCAAGACGCAGAGAGACCUUUCUAUUGCAACUGUACGAUAGGAUAUUAUGGAGUCACAUGCGCGCUUCAGGUGAGCGGUGCGGCACUUGAGAGCACAGACCUUGGCCUCAUAAUAGGUCUCACAGUGGCAUGCGUCUUCUUGCUGGCCUUCAUUGUCAUGGCAACCGUGUUCCUACGUGUAGCCAAGAAAAAGAGAGCGACACGUGGCACUUACAGCCCCAGCAACCAAGAAAUGUUUGGCUCACGUGUGGAAAUGAAUCCCGUCAUGAAGCCACCUCCUGAGGAGCGCCUUAUUUAAACUUUACAGGCUGUAUAAACUUUACAAGCUGUACAUAGUGCAUGUGCUCUCGUGCUGCCUUCAGUGUGUGCAAGCACAACUGACACAAGUGACAGUGUGAACUGUAGUACAUAAUACUUUUAGGACUUCAUUCUUUUACCUCUCACUUCGUGGGUCUGUGCGAAUGCUGCCAAGAGUGUGUGGUCCUGGUAUUUUGAAGUCGUUUAGCUACUUAGCGAGUUGUUGCAUGGACCAUAUUGGCUCCCGACCAUGUUUGCUUUUUUAGUGUGGUUGUGAAAUUCUUACUCUGUUUAACUGAAGAGAAUGAGCCAUCUCAGCAUACCUGUUGUAGUAGCACAAUUGCAAAUUAUCGCAUAUCUCAUCGAGUUAGGAUGCAGUCCAAGGCCCGUUCAAUUUUUAAAGGCAAUAUUCUGAUUAUGUUUCAAAAAUUCCAAUCAUUGCAAAGGUAUAUUUUUAGCGAGGGACGUUUUGUACCAUUGACUCUGUUGAGAGUCUUUUUAUCUAAUGUAUGUAGCGAGUCUAUUUGACUAUUUUAAUUUGUAGGUUUAGUUUUAGCACAUUUUAAUGUUUAAAAUUUGUAUUGCUGUAGAAACACCCAAUAUGCUUAAAAAGCAUAGGGUAUGUGGUACUGUGCAGUGUGUUUCAAUAACUGUGUCAAAAUACUGUAACAAAAAAAAUCAUGCUAGAGAGAAAAAAAAAUACGAUCGAGGCCAUUUAUCAGUGGGGAUCUUUGCCAAGCAAUCUUAUCAGAUUUUCGUUGCAAGAAAUUUAAUUUCUUGAAUUGAACUUCAAAAUUCAACUGACAAAAUGGCGUAGAGGCAGGCUAGCUGGUGGUUAGUGCAAGUAGCAGCGGAAGAAAAUGGCGACCCGUCUCUUCCCAUUUCCUCCUUACUGUUGCUUCUUAAGAUACCUGUGGCUGCUGUUAUCAGCAGAAGCAUUGAUAAGCAAUUGUUUUUCCUUGAUGGAUAACUGAGGGUGGCUAUGGUUUUUGCAACUUUUUUUCAUCCCUUGCUGUCAUGGCAGGAAGGGCGUUUCGUAGUGAAGUGGGGUAAAUCCGACACGUACUGUAUGUUCUGGCAAAAAGAAAGAAAAAAAAAAAUGCUGACCUGAUAAUUUUUGAAGUUAGGUUGAUGAAUUUUUAAAAAUUAAGAUUUAAUAAGGUUGCUUGCAGUAUGUGGCAAACUUCCCACAGAUGAAUGUCGUUGAUCACAUAUUUUUCUCCAGCGUGUUUAUUUUUAUUAAUUUUUCUUUGUGUGGUCGCUGGUAUCAGUGCCUACAUUUUUUUGGGGGGAUAAAUUUGUGCUGUUCACUUGUGCCCAGUGCUUACAACAAUUACUGCCUUGUGACAGAGCAGAAGACUCAUAAUUCUCGCUGUGAUUUAAAACAUUGUAACGAGCCAUAUGCCAAUGUGGCUUUAAGGUACCUUUCAAAACAGGAGCUAGGUAAUGUAAAUACUGAACAAGGCAUAACAAUGAACAGGUAAGGCUACUCACAGACAGUUGCAUUCCUUUCAAAUAAUGCUAGUGAUAUUACCAUGAUGGCUUCGGAAGACACUGUGGAAGAGUUGGUUUACAUAUUUUCAUCCGUGUGAAUUGAAAGCUCAUGAGCGUUGAAGUCUACAUGUCUGUUUUAUUGUUUGUUAGAUUUUUAUCAUUUCAUUUAAGUUGUACAUUAUGAAAUGAAUUCACUGAAGGUGUUUGUGUAUA
Messenger RNA from Ornithodoros turicata, 9507 nucleotides. RefSeq names its product protein crumbs-like (gene crb). The record is from RefSeq and is a predicted model, not a curated record. NCBI's taxonomy places the organism in Eukaryota, Metazoa, Arthropoda, Arachnida, Ixodida, Argasidae. The transcript has 23 exons. Gene Ontology annotation, molecular function: calcium ion binding. The coding region runs from base 1151 to 7801 and encodes 2216 amino acids.